AAAGAUUAUUAAGGGUCAUGCACUAUUGAAACAACAUUUACCUUACUCGAGUUUGGCUCAUUUUCUUUCGAACUUCACACCUGAAUUUAUCUUUCUACUGCUGUCAGAAAUGGACAUUUAUGUGUACGUUUAGUGGCCCCUUCAGAGUACUCCAAAAGGAAAUCUUGACAGCCCAUUUUGCUGUUAUAUGCACUGUAAAUUUGAAAGUUAGCUUAGACGUAGUUGGCCUAGCUUGCAAGGAGAUUGCAUUUGGCAAUCAACUGCAAAAGAAUAUCCCCGUUCUUCUGGCAGUUGGCAAAUAUAUUGUGGUGGGCUAGUCAAAGCCGUGCGUGUGCAGCUGUUUAAAGCACCAAAACCAUAAAAUCCAUCCCUGCUAGCUUUUGUAAAUGAGAAUUGCCCUCACUAGUACUACUACCUUUCUAUCUUAUAUCGUACAAUAAGACUCCCCAUGAAUCAUCCAAGGCAUCCUUCUUUUCUUCGCCAGCAAAAGAACUGCACAUUGCAGAGCUGUGUGUGUUCGUCCAUUGCAUGUUGCAUGGCUUUCUAAAGGCACGUGGCUAGGACAGCACCCACGUACUAGCCAAUGAUAUAGGUUAAUAGGAGGGUUAUCAGAUGAGAUCCUGUUAAUCCUGACCCAAACCCAAACCCAAAUUCAAACCCGAACCCGAAGAAUGGCAGAGGGACCCACCUGCUGAGAUUCUUUUAUUCUGGAGUUGGGCAAAUUGAGGAGGGGCCAUGAAUAGAGAGAAACAAUGGUUGUUUUCGGCAUUACAAGAUGACCUAUAGAUGAUGCAUGUGUUGACAGCUUUCCAUGUUUGGCAUUUGGAGGGGCUGCCAGCAACCCUUUACAUUAAUAUUAAGUGAACGGUGCUGCUGCUUUCAAUCUUCCUUCAUUGAUAUAUAGCAAGAAAAAUUAUCAGAAUUGGAAAAAAAUUAAAGUGUGAAGGGUGUUUAAGUUUUUUAGAGUCCCGACGAACCCUUUGAUAGAAAAAGACAACCACCCGCAUGGUCGCCCCUUCUUAUCCUCCUCACACAAGUCCAUUCCUUACCACCAAACCCUAACUAACCUCAGUAAUACAAAGAUAAAAUAACAAAGAGAAAGCAAAGUGGAAUUGUGGGGAGAGAAACUAAACUAGACUGAGCUCUCUCUCUCUCUGCGCGCGCUUGUGUUUAUAUAUAUGACUAUAAGUGCUAUAGUAUAAGACUCAGGUAUAAAAAGAAAAGAAUGUCUCCGAUAAUCCAACUUGAAUCUUCAAAGAGAUAUUAAUAACACAAUACUUUCACUACCUUUCUUUUUCUUUUGUUUUGUUUUGCUUCUUCUUUUCCCGUUCUCAACUAUAAAUUGUAGUACUGAAGCUGAAUAUAAAUCUCGAUUUUCUAAAUGAAUGAUCAAAGAAUUUCAGCUUCUGUUCCUCUGUUAUGCAAUUAUCACUCUCAAAAAUCAAAACGAGAAAGUACUAAGAAUGUGUUGUCAGAGAAACAAGAUUCUCUCUACUGCCAUCAAGCGUGGCGGCCUUCCCUUUCUCAGGCUGUUGAUGAGAUCAAACAGCUUUACACCAUCGCCUUUCCUAUGAUUAUUACAGGGCUUCUCAUCUAUGGCAAGUCUGUUAUAUCAAUGUUUUUCAUGGGGAAGUUAGGGAAAGAAACAUUAGCAGGAGGGUCUCUCUCAAUAGGUAUCGCUAACAUCUCCGGUUACUCUGUCAUCUCCGGUCUUGCUAUGGGUAUGGAAGCUAUCUCGUCGCAAGCCUGUGGAGCCAAACGAUGGCCUCUCAUGGGAGAAACCCUUCAACGAACGAUUGCAAUUCUCACCUUAGCAUGCAUACCCAUCUCUCUUUUAUGGCUAAACAUUGAGCCUAUCCUUAUAUUUUGCGGCCAAGACCCAGCAAUCUCAUCCAUUGCAUCUACCUACUUAGCAUUCUCUCUUCCGGAUCUUGUCCUCCAAUCCUUUAUUAACCCUCUGAAAAUCUACUUAAGAGCUCAAAACAUAACCCUUCCUCUUAUGCUCAGUGCAGCUUUUGCAUUAGCUUUACAUGCCCCUAUCAACCACAUCCUUGUCUAUCUCCUAGGCCUUGGUAUUCAAGGCAUUGCUUUGGCUGUGACUAUAACAGACUUCACUCUUCUUUCUGCUCUUUCGCUUUACCUCUGCUUCUCGGAUAUCUGUCGCGAAUCAUGGCAAGGCUGGUCAUUUCAAUGCUUUAAUGAAUGGAAGCCAAUUCUUGGCCUAGCCAUCCCUAGUUGCAUAUCUGUAUGCUUAGAAUGGUGGUGGUAUGAGCUCAUGAUAGUCUUGUCAGGGCUGCUAAUAAAUGCUUCUGACGCGGUUGCUGCAAUGGGAAUUCUAAUACAAGCAACUUCACUUCUGUAUAUCUUUCCUUCAUCGCUUAGCCUAGCCGUGUCAACUCGGAUUGGCAAUGAGUUAGGUGCAAAUCAACCUAACAAAGCCAAAACAUCAUCCAUCGUUGCAUUAUCUUGUGCCAUCUUCAUGAGCUUUCUUGCAAUGUUGUUCAUGACAUCAAUGAGGCAUGUCUGGGGACAAAUUUUUACGACAGAUCAUGCUAUAUUGUCAUUGACAGCCACAGCAAUGCCUGUGGUGGGGCUUUGUGAGUUGGGGAACUGCCCACAAACCACCGGCUGUGGGGUGUUGAGAGGCAGUGCUAGGCCAAGCCUUGGAGCCAACAUAAAUUUAGGUUCUUUUUAUGGUAUAGGAUUGCCCAUAGCAAUAUCAAUGGGCUUUAUGAUGGGAUUGGGCCUAUUGGGCCUAUGGUUGGGCUUAUUGGCAGCCCAGAUAGUUUGUGCAGUUAUCAUGGUGGUGGUGCUGAUGAGGACAGAUUGGAAAGUGGAAACAAAUAGAGCAAGAGAGCUUACUGGUAUUGACGGGGAAGGUGGUGAAGCAGAGAGUAAAAUAAAAACACUUGAAGGAUUAAUUUCAAGAACCAUUGUUUAUUAGAAAAAAUCAACUCCAAAAUUGUUUAAUGCUUCUCUUUCACUCUUUUCCUUUCCUUUCCUUUCCUUUCUUUCUUCUUUAAUUUAUAAAGGAUUACAUAUUUUAAUUUUGUAUUUAGUGGUUUUGUAUUAGGCUCACAUUUGGGCCCUUUGUUUGGUUGAAUGUCACAAUUACAGACUAAAUAUUUUCUAAUUUGGUUGUUGCUUUUA
This is a messenger RNA of Ricinus communis (castor bean), 3150 nucleotides long. RefSeq names its product protein DETOXIFICATION 48. The transcript is spliced from 2 exons. The coding region runs from base 1382 to 2944 and encodes 520 amino acids. The record is from RefSeq and is a predicted model, not a curated record. NCBI's taxonomy places the organism in Eukaryota, Viridiplantae, Streptophyta, Magnoliopsida, Malpighiales, Euphorbiaceae. Gene Ontology annotation, cellular component: membrane. Gene Ontology annotation, biological process: xenobiotic detoxification by transmembrane export across the plasma membrane. Gene Ontology annotation, molecular function: antiporter activity; xenobiotic transmembrane transporter activity.